UGGCAUUGCGCUUCUUCCGGUUGACAACAGUGAGCUAACGCAUACUUAAGCGGCAUUCAAGGACUUGGGACGACAUGGUAAAAAUACUCAUGGGAAGAUAAGACUGUGUCUUCCAUAAACAGCAAAACUGAAGGUAUCUGGAGAGAGAGACAGAGAGAGGCUGGCUUCGGCCACAUGCAGUCCUGCAUUACACUCUGAGCACACAGAGGUCUGAGUCGAGGCUGAAGAUGGUCUGAUGGACCGCCGCUUCUUGCUGACCUUCGUCUUCUGUUCAGUGUCGUGGGUUUUCUUCUGGGAAGCACGCUGGAAGAAAAGCAAGGAAAGUCAGAUUGGAGAAUGGCUACAGGGUCAUGGGCUCUCCGACUACAAACAUUUAUUUGAAGAUGUUCAGUCUCUUGAAGAGCUCAGUCUGAGUGUGUUGACCCGCUUGGAGGAGGUGGUGCUGGAGCAGCGGCGGUGGAGGGACAUCACGGAGGCUCACGUCCGGCUGCUCCGAGACUUUGCCUUUCAGGAGUGGCUGUGUUCCCAGAGCCUGGAGCACUACUACCACACUCUGAAGGCCCUGGGAUGUACAAAUCUGGAUGACUUGGCCCAGUUUGACAGCCAGCUUCAGCUCUCUUUGGCAGCCUGGGGCUAUUACUACGAGGAUUACAUCAAGCUGUCUACAGGAGUGAAGGUGCUCCAAGCCUCCAGGGGCAGCAGAGACCAGGACUACGAGAUACAGCUGGUGCACAGCCUUGCAGAGAGGCGCCUUAACGAGAAGUGGUCCAUUGUGGGAGCGCUCAUAUUUGGCUGUACUGUUGCACUGUGCUUUCUGAUAAGGGACCUCAUGUUUUACGUGAUUGGUGGAAUAACCGUUUCCAUCAUCGCAUUCGUCUUCACCAUCAAGUUCUUGUGUGAGCUCGCAGCACGCGUAGUCAGCUUCCUGCAGAAUGAGGACCCAGGCCGCCGAGGCGACCGUAGCAUUUACGACUACGUGCGGGGCAACUACCUGGACCCCCGCUCCUGCAAGGUCUCCUGGGACUGGAAGGAGCCCCAGGAGGUGGGCCAGACCAUGAGCUUCCGUGUGCAGCUCUUCUAUAAGAAUGGGCAGCCGUUCCCGGCCCGCAGGCCUGUGGGGCUGAGGGUGAACAUCACUCACAUAGAGCUGGCUCUGGAUAUUCCUGUCACCCAGGAGGUCGUCCAGGAACCGGAGUCCAACGUGGUGAAAGUGACCUUCACUGUGCGCAAGGCCGGCCGCUACGAGGUGGCCGUUAAACUGGGUGGCCUCAAUGUUGCCUAUAGCCCCUAUUACAAGAUAUUCCAGCCAGGGAUGGUGGUGCCCUCCAAAACGAAGAUUGCGUACCACUUUUCCACUCUGGUGCUGACAUACGGACUGCAACACACGCUGCAGAUUGAGCCUCGGGAUGAGUACGGCAACCCCACUAGCAACUCCGUCUCCCUGGUGGAUGAGGCCAACUAUAGCGUUCAUAUUCACCCAUUGGGCAGCGUGGAAGAGGACAGCUCGGAGGACUACUACAGCACGGCCGUCUCCUGUAUUAAGCAGCAGUGUCAUGUCCUGCUUCGGCUCACUCUGAAGAAGAAGGGCUGCUUCAGGGCACGCAUCACUUACAGGGAUCAGUCACUCAGCAAUGGAGAGUUUGACAUCAUUGUGCUAAGCGAGAAUGAGAAGAGCUGUGUGGAGAAGAACGUGUCCACUCCAGGCAUUAGUAUCUACUUUGAGGCCUACCUCUACAGCACAGGCAACUACAGUGGUUCUCCGUGGCAGCUGCCAGCCUCCUCUCUCCUGACCCCACAGAGACGACCCUCUGUGGGUGAUGAGGAAGAUGAGCACGACUCGCCUGUAGAGGGCCAACUGGAGAAGGUCAAGAAACCAAAAAAGGUCUACUGCUACAUAUCACCAAAGCAACUCUCUGUGAAGGAGUUUUACCUGAAGAUUAUUCCCUGGCGUCUUUUCACUUUUCGUGUGUGCCCCGGGACCAAGUUCACAUACCAUGGGCCAGACCCAAACCAUAAGUACCUGACUCUGGUGGUGGAUGAUGGCAUCCAGCCUCCUGUGGAGCUGAGCUGCAAGGACAGGAACAUCAUGGCUGCCACAUUUAUUCGCUUCCUUCACAAGAACAUUGGAGGUUCUGAGACAUUUCAGGACAAGGUAAGCUUUUUCCAGCGGGAGCUCAGGCACAUCCAUUCUAAGAGGCCUCGGACUAAGACCUGCCUGAAGAUCAGCCGCCACUCCAUCCUCGACUCUUCUCUUAAGGCCACUAGGAACUUCUCUGUGUCAGACUGGAGUAAGAACUUUGAGGUGGUGUUUCAGGAUGAAGAAGCUCUGGACUGGGGUGGACCGAGGCGGGAGUGGUUUGAGCUUGUGUGCAAGACUCUGUUUGACACCAACAACCAGCUGUUCACACGAUUUAGUGACAACAACCAGGGUCUGGUCCAUCCUAACGCCGAGCGGCCCCCUCACCUGAGGCUGAAGAUGUAUGAGUUUGCUGGCCGUGUGGUGGGGAAGUGUCUGUAUGAGUCGGCGCUGGGAGGGGCUUACAAGCAGUUGGUACGUGCCAGGUUCACUCGCUCCUUCCUGGCCCAGAUCAUCGGCUUGCGCAUGAACUACAAGUACUUUGAGACGGACGAUCCCGAGUUCUACAAGACCAAGGUCUGCUUCCUGCUAAACAAUGACGUGAGCGAAAUGGACCUUGUGUUCGCUGAGGAGAAGUACAGCAAAUCGGGGCAGUUGGAGAAGGUGGUGGAGCUGAUUUCUGGGGGUGCACAGAUUGCUGUGACUAACGAAAACAAGGUGCAUUACCUGAAUCUACUGGCUCAGUAUCGGCUGGCCACUCAGGUGCGGGAUGAGGUGGAGCACUUCCUCAAAGGUUUGAAUGAACUUGUUCCUGAGAACCUCUUGGCCAUAUUUGAUGAGAAUGAGUUGGAGUUGCUGAUGUGUGGUACUGGGGACAUUAAUGUGCAGGAUUUCAAAGCCCAUGCUGUUAUAGUUGGAGGCUCAUGGCAUUUCAGAGAGAAGGUGAUGAAAUGGUUCUGGGCUGUGGUGUCCUCCUUCACUCAGGAAGAGCUAGCACGCCUGCUCCAGUUCACCACCGGCUCCUCUCAGCUGCCCCCCGGGGGCUUCAAUACACUCUGUCCCUCCUUCCAGAUCAUAGCAGCCCCCACACACAGCACCUUGCCAACUGCACACACCUGUUUUAACCAGCUGUGCCUCCCUACCUAUGACUCCUAUGAGGAGCUGCACAAACUGCUGAAGCUGGCCAUCAGUGAGGGCAGUGAGGGCUUUGGCAUGCUCUGACCACAUACUGGCACUGAGGAAGUCUCCAUGUCUGUGUGUGUGUCUCUCGCUCUCUCUCUCACACACACACACACACACACACACACACACACACACAUCUCGUGCUCUGCCUCUGCCCUUCCCUCUGUGCUCUCACCUCCUCUCUCCUCUAAGUGAGCUGCUGUAUAAGAGCCAAUGCACCUUUUGCCUCCAAUAACAGACCUCUAAGCCCAAGCCCUCCUGGACAUCCAGAUCUUCUCUUUAAAGCAGGACCUUCAAAGAGGACGUUACUUACACAUGAUCCUGAGAUGCCUUUGGCUAAUUCCAGUAGAUGCUGGAGCUUUGUAUAAAUGUAAACAUUUUUUUCUUUUUUGUAUUGUUAAAAAAGAAGAACAGAAUUAAAGAGCUGUUGAGUAGAUGGUACAUUUGCUUAAUUUUAUGCGAGAUAGCUUAUAUGGGCCCUCAUGUUUUAAUGACUAAUCACAUUUAGCAUUAACACAACUGGGAUCAUGGGAGCAUUCAGACAGAGUGUAGCAGCCUGGAAGGUGUGUGGUUCUACUACACACUUACUGCACUUUGGCCUUAUCUGAUCAGGGACGGUUGUAUGUAUAUACUGCUGUGAAUUAUGUAUGUAUAUAGGUAUAAAUGCUAUCAUUUCAUCUUUUUCUUUUGUCCUUAAAAAAAAAAGGUGGAUCAUUGAUAGUUUUUCAUGUUGUGGUUUUUACUUUCUCCUCCUAACAGUCUGCCAUGUCUCAUUCCUUUUCUUUUGUGUAAUUAUUCUGCCCAUGCAGUGGCCUGGGUGUGUGUGGCCUGACAUAAGACUGCGCUACAAUGAUUUCGGCUAGGCUUGGGUGUUUUUCCCUGAGGUCACUUGACGGCAACUCUGUGUUGCAGAAUUUAACCAUAGUGAUCUGGAGCACUGGCUGAAAAAGAGUACUUCCUCCUUUCUCCUGCGUUACUUUCAUAUCUCCGGGCACCAUCUAUGCAUUUUUUAAAGGCAAGCCCACUUUAUAGAGAACUGUCUGGUUUCUGUGACAUGAUUUGCAUCAGGACAAAGGGUGUUGUGCUAUGAUGCAAACAGUUUCAAAUGUUUUCUUGUUCUUGAGAUUUUUGUUAUUUAUGACCUUAUUUAUUUAAACGUAUACAUAUUGCCACUUGACCAAUGUCAUGUGACAGUAUGCUUGUGUUGAUACAGGUGCUUUAUGAAACGAGAACCUGAAAGCUAGACGGAUGCUCUGUCCUUUUAGGUUUUUUUACAUAGUCUUUUCGUAGUUCACCUUUUGGCAUUGUUUCCGCUAAAGCUGGUUUCCACCAGUAAUUCACGGUUUGUUGGUUGUUUGUGAAAGCAGAAUUUCUGUUAAGACAGCUCACCAGAACCAACCACUCAGAUUUGUCUUUACCUCCUUGUUGAAGCUUCUGAAUACAAGAGCUUGUACUCAUCAUAUCCAAGGAAAUUACUUCCAAAUGACUGAUCUGAGGACAGCAUUGCUGUUAUCCAGUCAAAAAAAGCUUAAGAAAACUAGGUUUCAGUCUCCGCUUGGGUAACACAUCUCGUGCUUUUAUCCCUGCUUUAUGUCCAUCUUGUAUAAUGCUACAUGGGUACUCAUUCACAAAGCCUACGCACUGUUGUCAAAUGCAUCGACAUAUACUGUAAUCCUAUGUAGCCGUGCUUCAAGGCAAAACACAGCUGCUGUUAACUUUGGCGCUAAUGUGCAGUUGAAUAAUCCAUAGAGAAUUGUCAUACAGAAUAAACCAUAUUAAGUGACUGAAACUUAAAUUCAAGAAUAAGUUAUAGACCUUUUGAUCUUCUCCACCUUGUAAUGCCACCAGGAAGCGCUGCAUGUGAGCUCACUUUAGGGAUGGUGCACUUUGCCCUUGGACAGACGAAUGCUGUGUUUAGCCUGAGGAUUUUCCACUUAGCACAGCUGUAGAAACUGUAGGGUGUGGUUGGGCUGAGAAUGAAAUCAUUGCAUAUGGUUCACACUGCACAAUGGCCAAGGCACAUCCAGAAUGACUUAAAUCGCCUAAUUUUUAAAGACUGCGGUGGCUAAAAAGCAUACUGGAAUAUUGUCUCUCAUUAUUGCGUGCAUUUAAAGAAUUUUGUGACCACAAGUACUUCACCAGGGGUAAAUGAGACUCACAAAUGUAUCAUUUCCGUUGCUUAUAACAACUUUGGCUGUUUUUGUGUUUGUUUGUUUUUUAUUUCCUUUCAAGUACAUUUAAGACAUUUAAGUUACUAUGAAGUUGUAAAGUUUGAGAAUGCAACACAAAUUUGCCUAACUGGUGGUUCAUUUGAGAUGGGAUGUAUAUAGUGUAAGGGGAAGGCUUUCUAUUAUGCCAAGUGGGAGCUGUUGAACGCUCACCUGCAGAAGGUCUUUAGCGUUCAGCACUUUGUUCUGAAGACUGUGUCUACUCCUCUGUUUGUGAAGAAAUAAAAAGUGAGACAAAUUUCA
Molecule: messenger RNA, 5730 nt
Organism: Electrophorus electricus (electric eel)
Lineage: Eukaryota; Metazoa; Chordata; Actinopteri; Gymnotiformes; Gymnotidae
Gene: arel1
Product: apoptosis resistant E3 ubiquitin protein ligase 1
Biological process (GO): negative regulation of apoptotic process; ubiquitin-dependent protein catabolic process; protein polyubiquitination
Cellular component (GO): cytoplasm; cytosol
Molecular function (GO): ubiquitin protein ligase activity
Source: RefSeq, a predicted model, not a curated record